Knipowitschia caucasica is the source of this 2694-nucleotide messenger RNA. The record is from the annotation of a GenBank genome assembly. NCBI's taxonomy places the organism in Eukaryota, Metazoa, Chordata, Actinopteri, Gobiiformes, Gobiidae.
AUGAUAGCACUCAAAGUCACCGUGGAGACUUCAGCUCUGUGGUCAGUCCUCUGUGGUCAGUCCUCUGUGGUCAGUCCUCUGUGGUCAGUCCUCUGCGGUCAGUCCUCUGUGGUCAGUCCUCUGUGGUCAGUCCUCUGCGGUCAGUCCUCUGUGGUCAGUCCUCUGCGGUCAGUCCUCUGUGGUCAGUCCUCUGCGGUCAGUCCUCUGUGGUCAGUCCUCUGCGGUCAGUCCUCUGUGGUCAGUCCUCUGCGGUCAGUCCUCUGUGGUCAGUCCUCUGUGGUCAGUCCUCUGCGGUCAGUCCUCUGUGGUCAGUCCUCUGUGGUCAGUCCUCUGUGGUCAGUCCUCUGCGGUCAGUCCUCUGCGGUCAGUCCUCUGCGGUCAGUCCUCUGUGAUCAGUCCUCUGUGGUCAGUCCUCUGUGGUCAGUCCUCUGCGGUCAGUCCUCUGCGGUCAGUCCUCUGCGGUCAGUCCUCUGUGAUCAGUCCUCUGUGGUCAGUCCUCUGUGGUCAGUCCUCUGUGGUCAGUCCUCUGUGGUCAGUCCUCUGCGGUCAGUCCUCUGCGGUCAGUCCUCUGUGAUCAGUCCUCUGUGGUCAGUCCUCUGCGGUCAGUCCUCUGUGGUCAGUCCUCUGUGGUCUGUCCUCUGUGGUCAGUCCUCUGUGGUCAGUCCUCUGCGGUCAGUCCUCUGCGGUCAGUCCUCUGUGAUCAGUCCUCUGUGGUCAGUCCUCUGUGGUCAGUCCUCUGCGGUCAGUCCUCUGUGGUCAGUCCUCUGCGGUCAGUCCUCUGUGGUCAGUCCUCUGUGGUCAGUCCUCUGUGGUCAGUCCUCUGCGGUCAGUCCUCUGUGGUCAGUCCUCUGUGGUCAGUCCUCUGUGGUCAGUCCUCUGCGGUCAGUCCUCUGCGGUCAGUCCUCUGCGUCCUCUGUGGUCAGUCCUCUGCGGUCAGUCCUCUGUGGUCAGUCCUCUGUGGUCAGUCCUCUGUGGUCAGUCCUCUGCGGUCAGUCCUCUGCGGUCAGUCCUCUGCGGUCAGUCCUCUGUGGUCAGUCCUCUGUGGUCAGUCCUCUGUGGUCAGUCCUCUGUGGUCAGUCCUCUGCGUCCUCUGUGGUCAGUCCUCUGUGGUCAGUCCUCUGCGGUCAGUCCUCUGCGGUCAGUCCUCUGCGGUCAGUCCUCUGUGAUCAGUCCUCUGUGGUCAGUCCUCUGUGGUCAGUCCUCUGUGGUCAGUCCUCUGUGGUCAGUCCUCUGCGGUCAGUCCUCUGCGGUCAGUCCUCUGUGGUCAGUCCUCUGUGGUCAGUCCUCUGCGGUCAGUCCUCUGCGGUCAGUCCUCUGCGGUCAGUCCUCUGUGAUCAGUCCUCUGUGGUCAGUCCUCUGUGGUCAGUCCUCUGUGGUCAGUCCUCUGUGGUCAGUCCUCUGCGGUCAGUCCUCUGCGGUCAGUCCUCUGUGAUCAGUCCUCUGUGGUCAGUCCUCUGCGGUCAGUCCUCUGUGGUCAGUCCUCUGUGGUCUGUCCUCUGUGGUCAGUCCUCUGUGGUCAGUCCUCUGCGGUCAGUCCUCUGCGGUCAGUCCUCUGUGAUCAGUCCUCUGUGGUCAGUCCUCUGUGGUCAGUCCUCUGUGGUCAGUCCUCUGUGGUCAGUCCUCUGUGGUCAGUCCUCUGUGGUCAGUCCUCUGUGGUCAGUCCUCUGCGGUCAGUCCUCUGUGGUCAGUCCUCUGUGGUCAGUCCUCUGUGGUCAGUCCUCUGUGGUCAGUCCUCUGUGGUCAGUCCUCUGUGGUCAGUCCUCUGCGGUCAGUCCUCUGUGGUCAGUCCUCUGUGGUCAGUCCUCUGUGGUCAGUCCUCUGCGGUCAGUCCUCUGUGGUCAGUCCUCUGUGGUCAGUCCUCUGUGGUCAGUCCUCUGCGUUCACGCUGAGAUCCAAACAGACAACAAAGAUGGACCACCUCGCCUCAGCACCUCGCCUCAGCACCUCGCCUCAACACCUCGCCUCAGCACCUCGCCUCAGCACCUCGCCUCAACACCUCGCGUCAGCACCUCGCCCUCAGCACCUCGCCUCAACACCUCGCCUCAGCAGCAUCUCGCCUCAACACCUCGCCUCAGCAGCACCUCGCCUCAACACCCUCGCCUCAACACCUCGCCUCAGCACCUCGCCUCAACACCUCGCCUCAGCACCUCGCCUCAACACCUCGCCUCAACACCUCGCCUCAACACCUCGCCUCAGCACCUCGCCUCAACACCUCGCCUCAGCACCAGGCCUCAGCACCUCGCCUCAACACCUCGCCUCAGCACCUCGCCUCAGCACCUCGCCUCAACACCUCGCCUCAGCACCUCGCCUCAGCACCUCGCCUCAGCACCUCGCCUCAACACCUCGCCUCAGCACCUCGCCUCAACACCUCGCCUCAACACCUCGCCUCAGCACCUCGCCUCAACACCUCGCCUCAGCACCUCGCCUCAGCACCUCGCCUCAACACCUCGCCUCACCACUUCGCCUCAGCACCUCGCCUCAACACCUCGCCUCAGCACCUCGCCUCAGCACCUCGCCUCUCCCCAGAGCCUGCUGCAGAUCGGCGGCUGGAGCGGCAGCAGUCCCACCAACAUCCUCGAGGCGUUUGACUGGAGACUAAUCACCGGUGAACGUGACCAACCAUCAGGAGGGCCCUCGUGCUUACCACGGCGCUGUGUUCCUCGACGGCUCGGUGUACUUUGUGGGGGGUUUUAA